AUGGGUCUUGAGGGUGGUAUCUGGGUGCCAGUUUGGGUUGGGAGAUGCUCUUAUUUCUCUGGUUUGUCCUUGAAGCUGCUGUCUCUGGGAAUGCCCUGGGUGUACCCAUACAUGAGUACGAGCAUACAUGUGCUGCUUCCCGUCGGUUCCGCAAUUUCGGGCGCAAAUAAAGACUUUCUGGCAUUUAGUGGAAAGAGCCUAGUUGAGCACGAUCCGCAGAAGCGGAAUCAGGUGCCUUUCGGGUGGGCAGCGGGAUCCGAGGGCCAAAUCCCGAGGUCUUGGCGAGGAAGCAGCUGCCCUCCGCCAGGCAUCGAGGAGCGAGCUGCAGCCGCGUUUCUCUCGCGGCGCCGCAGCCGAACCGGGCGGCCGGGAAGGAAGAAGCAAUUCAGGUGUUUCAACUUUUCCAACGCGUUCCCCAAGCUCCCUGCUUUCGGGGGUCGGUCCCCUCGGCGGGCGCCAGCCCGUGGCGGCCCCAGGGGCCGCAGCCGGGAACCCAGGGCCCCCGAGGCCAGAUGUUCGGGCAGCUGCGGCUGCGGCGGCGGGGCGAGCAGAGGGGCGGCUGCGGGCUGUGGGCUCAUGGGCUCGGGCGGCGCGCGUCCCGACGCUGGGCGGCGGCAGCGGGAAGGGGGCCGGGAGCUUCCCGGCCCGCGACGGACUCCGCUGGGGGGCGGGCGGCCGGUGCCCGCCGCGGCCGGGGGCCCCCGCGCGGGCAAACUUCGCUCCCGGGCUCGGCCCGGCGCCGCGCGGGCCCGCAGGCUACGCCGCUGGCUCUGCGUUAACAUGGCCGUCGCGGAGCGCCCGGCGGGCCGUGAUGCUAAAGGUGACCCGAAGAAACCAAAGGGCAAGAUGUCUGCUUAUGCCUUCUUUGUGCAGACGUGCAGGGAAGAACAUAAGAAGAAAAACCCAGAGGUCCCUGUCAAUUUUGCAGAAUUUUCCAAGAAGUGCUCUGAGAGGUGGAAGACGAUGUCCGGGAAAGAGAAAUCUAAAUUUGAUGAAAUGGCAAAGGCAGAUAAAGUGCGCUAUGAUCGGGAAAUGAAGGAUUAUGGACCAGCUAAGGGAGGCAAGAAGAAGAAGGAUCCUAAUGCUCCCAAAAGGCCACCGUCUGGAUUCUUCCUGUUCUGUUCAGAAUUCCGUCCCAAGAUCAAAUCCACAAACCCCGGCAUCUCUAUUGGAGAUGUGGCAAAAAAGCUGGGUGAGAUGUGGAAUAAUUUAAAUGACAGUGAAAAGCAGCCUUACAUCACUAAGGCAGCAAAGCUGAAGGAGAAGUAUGAGAAGGAUGUUGCUGACUAUAAGUCAAAAGGAAAGUUUGAUGGUGCAAAGGGUCCUGCUAAAGUUGCCCGGAAAAAGGUGGAAGAGGAAGAUGAAGAAGAGGAGGAGGAAGAAGAGGAGGAGGAGGAGGAGGAGGAUGAAUAAAGAAACUGUUUAUCUGUCUCCUUGUGAAUACUUAGAGUAGGGGAGCGCCGUAAUUGACUCAUCUCUUAUUUGAGAAGUGUCUGUUGCCCUCAUUAGGUUUAAUUACAAAAUUUGAUCACGAUCAUAUUGUAGUCUCUCAAAGUGCUCUAGAAAUUGUCAUUGGUUUACAUGAAGUGGCCAUGGGUGUCUGGAGCACCCUGAAACUGUAUCAAAGUUGUACAUAUUUCCAAACAUUUUUAAAAUGAAAAGGCCCUCUUCGUGUUCUCCUCACUCUGUGCACUUUGCUGUGGGUGUGACAAGGCAUUUAAAGAUGCUUCUGGCUUUUGUUUUUUAAUUUGUAAGGUGGUGUUAACUAUGGUUAUUGGCUAGAAAUCCUGAGUUUUCAACUGUAUAUAUCUAUAGUUUGUAAAAAGAACAAAACAACCGAGACAAACUCUUGAUGCUCCUUGCUCGGCGUUGAGGCUGUGGGGAAGAUGCCUUUUGGAGGGGCUGUAGCUCAGGGCGUGCACUGUGAGGCUGGACCUGUUGACUCUGCAGGGGCAUCCAUUUAGCUUCAGGUUGUCUUGUUUCUGUAUAUAGUGACAUAGCAUUCUGCUGCCAUCUUAGCUGUGGACAGAGAGGUCAGCUGGCAUGAGAAUUUUUUUUUUAAGUGCGGUAGUUUUUAAACUGUUUGUUUUUAAACAAACUGUAGAACUCUUCAUUGUCAGCAAAGCAAAGAGCCACUGCAUCAAUGAAAGUUCAAGAACCUCCUGUACUUAAACAUGAUUUGCAACAUUCUGUUAUUUUUUUUUGUAUGUUUAGAAUGCUGAAAUGUUUUUGAAGUUAAAUAAACAGUAUUACAUUUUUAAAACUGUUCUCUAUAACAGUCAAUUUCUGACUCAGCAGUGAACAAACCCCCAUUCCAUUGUAUUUGGAGACUGGCCUCCCUAUAAAUGUGGUAGCUUCUUUUAUUAUUCAGUGGCCAGCUCACUUAGGGCUGAGAUGGAGAGGGCUACUUGAAGCUGCUGUGUGGUUUUGUUUGUGUCUGAGUGGCAUUCAGAUGAAGUCUGGAGGAGCUAAGAAAAGGACAUAGGCAAGGGUCAGUAGCCUUCCAAGGUAUAGGAAGGUGGGUGAUUAGGACUAAGGCUAUCUAGGUUUAACUGUUGUCCCACCUCUACCCCCUAUUUUGUGGGGCCAAAUGUAUUGCUAAACAGCAAUUUCAGAGUGUAUGGUGUGUCAAAAAUUCAGGCCUGAUUUUUUUUUUCUCGUUCACCCCUAUUCCCCCCCCCCCCCCCGCCCCGUGCUCCUGGCACAUACCACAUUAUUUGUGGUGCCCAACAUUUGGGAUCUUGAGCCUGCUGCUGGUCUCCUGGAUGCCAGUGAGGGUAUGUGGGAUGGGGUGGUGGGGUAGGGGACAGUAUCCAUUUUUUUGCUCCUACUUUACUCCUUCAAAACACCAAACACCCCAGGGAAGAUUACAGGCUCCAUCUUGGGCCACCUGAGCUAUGGGGCAGGCUAAUGGAAUCAAACAUUUCUAAGCACUAAAUGUAUCAUGAAAAGUUGAAUGGCCUACUCAUAAAGUUUAGCUCAUUCACUGGAAAUGUAGAUUGAUGUUCAAUGUUAAACUGGAAGAAGCUUGGUUUGUGUGUCAGUAGAUAUAUUAGUGGGUAGUGUAACAUUUUAUCCAGGUUGGGGUGCGGGGAGAUGGCCACAGUAGCAAGCGGUGACACUACCAUUUUGAAGGCUGGUAUGUAUGUACAUCAUUACUGUCUGUAGCAAUGAAAGAUACAGUACUGUGUUGUGGGUGAGUGUUGCUAUUGCCCAGCAUUAAUAUUUGGGUGUGUAUGUUUGAGGCUAUGAGACACGCAGGAGUGUUUUUGUGGUAUUAAUUUUAAGAGAAAGCAGCUUUUUCUUAAAAUUCACUGUUCAGAAACUUGCAUGUCUGGAGGCGGUGUCCUCUCCACCCUGUCGGGUCCUGGAUGAGUACAAGUUAUGGUCAUGGUCACAGCCUGAUAUCUAUGUAUUCAUAGCCAUUCCCUCUCCCAUCAGAACUGUUUGUCCUGAAUGUGUGCUCUAGUUCUAGAAAAUGACCACUAAUUUAAAAAACUCGGUUGUGAGGUUUGCCCAGAAGCGCUUGCUCCAGAAUUGCCCCUCCUGCUUCAGCCAUGUCCUUGUCACUUGGCAUUCUAAGCUAAAGCUUUAGCUUCCCAAUUCAUGAUGUGCUAGGCCAAGAUUCGGGAGCUGUUGCCAGCCUUGUCAAAUAUGGAAGAGAAACAACCUGUAGUCAAAAGGGAGUGAUUUGUUAAGUGGUGCCUGUCUAUCUCGUAUCUAGAUGUACCAAGCAGGGAAGGGCAAAGGAUGGAAAGGGGUAACUUUUGUGCUUCCAAAGUAGCUAAGCAGAAGUGGGGAAGCAGUUUGGCCAAAUGAUCUUUGAUUAGGCAAACAUUGAGUUUUAAAGAGGCCAUCAAGUUUAGGCCACUUGGUCCAUUAGCUGAUGCAGCAAGAUCACUACUCAACGUUUUCACACUGUCACAAGAUUGCUCCUCUAAUGGAAUAAUGCCCUAGUUUCUCUGAGAUGCGGUAAGUGGUAUGAUGUUACCUAAGGCUUAGGCUUAGCUUGAUUUCUGGGCCCACUAUAUGUGUUCUUAAGAUGCCAACCUGUUGCUUUUUUUUUUUUUUUCUCCAUUUAAAAGGAUAGUACCUACUCCCUCUAACCACCUCACCCCAUUCUUGAAUGACGUUUUAUCCUUCGGAAAGAACAAGGCUGUGAUGUAGUGACUAUUGUCUGUGUCUCUGUGUGUCUGUUCUUGUCACAAAUGUAUUUGGGGACGUUGGAUGCAUUCAUUUUCUGUAAUAAAGUUUCUUAAUCACUCUUCCCAAAAAGUAA
Molecule: messenger RNA, 4279 nt
Organism: Cercocebus atys (sooty mangabey)
Lineage: Eukaryota; Metazoa; Chordata; Mammalia; Primates; Cercopithecidae
Gene: HMGB3
Product: high mobility group box 3
Exons: 7
Coding region: 1-1413 (470 amino acids)
Biological process (GO): regulation of transcription by RNA polymerase II
Cellular component (GO): nucleus
Molecular function (GO): DNA binding, bending
Source: RefSeq, a predicted model, not a curated record